This is a messenger RNA of Solanum dulcamara, 4107 nucleotides long. RefSeq names its product protein transport protein SEC24 A. Gene Ontology annotation, biological process: COPII-coated vesicle cargo loading; intracellular protein transport; endoplasmic reticulum to Golgi vesicle-mediated transport. Gene Ontology annotation, cellular component: COPII vesicle coat; endoplasmic reticulum exit site. The transcript is spliced from 14 exons. The record is from RefSeq and is a predicted model, not a curated record. Lineage: Eukaryota; Viridiplantae; Streptophyta; Magnoliopsida; Solanales; Solanaceae. Bases 255 to 3410 code for a protein of 1051 amino acids. Gene Ontology annotation, molecular function: SNARE binding; zinc ion binding.
UAUUUUUUAUUUUUGCCCUUGCAGUAAAAUUAUUUCUCGCAUCGGAAUUGGAUCUUCACAGUUCUCGUGUAAAAGGAGAGGGAAACAAUGACUUGUGUUAUAUGCCCAACUUUUAACUCCUCACACUCGCCUGCGAUUUAACCCAUCGCUUCGACCUCGCUGCGACUGAUCGCUGAUUCUCUCAACUCCGACUCCACUAUUUGCCGGCGACGUCACCGGCUAGAUCUCUAAUCAGGAAGCGGUCCUUUGUGACCAUGGGCACUGAAUACCCCAAUAGGCCAAACUUUCCCUCUAGGCCUGCUUCUACACCUUUCGGUGUUCCGCAGAGUUCAACUCCUUUUCAAUCAUCUCGUCCAGUGGUUGGAUCUGAUGCUUCUGCUUUUCGUCCUGCUCCUCCUACUUCUUCUCCGACCAUGUCGUCUCCUUCGUCAUCUGGCCCCAUGGUUGGACCAGGGAUCUCUACUUUUAGACCGAUGCCACCCGGUAUGCCUAAUGAUGCAGGGAGGCCACCUCCAACAUCAGCACCUCCAUAUGGGCCGACAGUCUCUGGCCCUUUUACACGUUUCCCAGCACCGCAGUUUCCUUCUACAGCUCAGGUACCACCUCCACGUACUUCAAUGCCGGGGCAGCCUGUUGUAGCAGCCCCAGUUAGACCUGUUUCAGGUCCUUUCUCAACACCUCCUGUUGCCCAUCAUCCACAAAUCCAACCUCCUACGGUUCCGAUGGGAUCUCCUCCUCAAGGUGCAUACACACUGCAGCCUAAUUCUAAUGUUCAUCAGGCUCCCAUGCAGUCCCAGUUUUCUGCUGCCAGAGCAACCACACAGCCAUCUUCUCCUCUAGGAGGUUCAGCUUAUCCUGCUGCUAGACCUGGCUUUCAAUCUGCUUUUCCUGGGUAUAUAAGUCAGCAGUCUUCAGGGUUUGCACGAGCGCCACCUAGACAAUCAGUACCAUUUCCUUCUCAGCCAGGUGGCUAUAUUCCACCAGUGCCAGCAGCUUCUAGCCCCUAUCUUUCUCAACAAGGAGGGUUUGGAGCGCCACCAGCUGUAACAUCUCAACGUCCAGGAUCCAUGCCUCCUACGUCGGCUAUGCAGGGUUUGGUGGAAGACUUCAGUUCCUUUUCAAUUGGAUCUGUUCCAGGAUCAUUUGAUUCUGGCCUUGACUCAAAGGUUCUACCGAGACCAAUUGAAGUUGAUCUUGAGCGUAACGUUUUGUCUGAGAUGUAUCCCAUGAACUGUAAUUCAAGAUUUUUGAGGCUGACAACUAGCGGCAUACCAAAUUCUCAGUCUUUGGCUUCAAGGUGGCACUUAUCUCUUGGAGCAGUUGUUUGUCCUCUCGCCGAGGCACCUGAUGGGGAAGAAGUUCCUGUGGUUAAUUUUGCCCCAACAGGUAUCAUCCGCUGUAGAAGGUGUCGCACUUACGUAAAUCCUUAUGUGACAUUCACUGACAGUGGAAGAAAGUGGAGAUGCAAUAUAUGUGCAUUGCUUAAUGAAGUUCCUGGUGAAUAUUUCGCCCAUUUGGAUGCCAGUGGCAGAAGAGUCGACUUGGAUCAAAGGCCUGAACUUACCAAAGGCAGCGUGGAGUUUAUUGCUCCAGCUGAGUACAUGGUCCGGCCUCCAAUGCCUCCCCUGUACUUUUUUCUCAUCGAUGUAUCUUUGACUGCUGUGAGAAGUGGAAUGCUUGAGGUUUUAGCACAAACAAUCAAGAACAGUUUGGACAGCUUGCCUGGAUUUCCGAGAACACAGAUCGGGUUUAUAACUUAUGACAGUACAGUACACUUUUAUAACAUGAAGUCGUCCUUGACUCAACCUCAAAUGAUGGUCAUGUCAGAUCUCGAAGAUGUAUUUGUUCCAUUGCCAGAUGAUCUUCUUGUCAACUUGUCAGAAUCAAGAACUGUGGUAGAUGCAUUUCUAGACAGCCUUCCUUCAAUGUUUCAGGAUAAUGUGAAUGUGGAAUCAGCUUUUGGUCCAGCUCUUAAAACAGCCUUCAUGGUUAUGAACCAACUUGGCGGUAAAUUGCUGAUCUUUCAAAGCAGUCUUCCAUCACUUGGUGUUGGCCGCUUAAAACUGCGAGGAGACGAUCUUCGUGUUUAUGGAACUGAUAAAGAGCAUACAUUGAGAGUACCUGAAGAUCCUUUCUAUAAACAGAUGGCUGCUGAUUUCACCAAGUAUCAGAUAGCAGUCAAUGUAUAUGCUUUCAGUGACAAAUAUACUGACAUAGCUACUAUAGGGACGCUGGCAAAGUAUACAGGUGGUCAGGUAUACUACUAUCCAAAUUUUCAAGCUUCUAUUCACAAAGAUAGAUUGCGUCACGAGUUAGCCCGAGAUCUUACAAGGGAGACUGCUUGGGAGUCUGUCAUGCGCAUAAGAUGUGGAAAAGGUGUUCGUUUUACAACUUAUCAUGGGAACUUCAUGCUGAGAUCCACUGAUCUAAUAGCACUUCCUGCUGUCGACUGUGAUAAAGCAUAUGCAAUGCAGUUAUCCCUUGAAGAAACACUACUCACUUCCCAGACAAUAUUUUUCCAAAUUGCUCUACUAUACACUUCAUCUUCUGGAGAAAGGCGCAUUAGGGUACACACAGCAGCAGCACCUGUUGUUUCAGAUUUAGGAGAAAUGUAUCGCCUGGCUGAUACUGGUGCCAUCAUUUCUCUUUUUACUAGGCUUGCCAUUGAGAAAACUCUGACCUCUAAAUUAGAAGAGGCUCGAAAUUCUAUUCAACUCAGGAUUGUGAAAGCUCUUAGAGAAUAUCGAAAUCUCCAUGCUGUUCAGCACCGUGUGGCCGGAAGGAUGAUAUAUCCAGAAUCUUUGAAGUACUUGCCAUUAUAUGGAUUAGCUUUAUGCAAAUCAACUGCCCUCCGUGGUGGAUAUGCUGAUGCUCAGCUUGAUGAACGAUGCGCUGCUGGAUAUACCAUGAUGGCCUUGCCCGUUAAAAGAUUGUUGAAGCUUCUAUAUCCUAAUUUGAUACGUAUAGAUGAAUAUCUGCUAAAAAAACCAUCUUCACCCGAGGAGUCUAAAGACCUCUUGAAAGAGGUUCCACUUACAGCAGAGAGCUUAGAUCCCCAGGGUCUCUAUCUCUAUGAUGAUGGUUUCCGGUUUGUCAUCUGGUUUGGUAGAAUGCUUUCUCCUAAUAUGAUCCAGAAUUUGCUCGGAGAAAACUUUGCUGCUGACUUCUCUAAGGUGGUUUCACUUCAAGAGCUAGAUAGUGAAAUGUCAAGAGGACUGAUGGGUUUGCUUAAAAAGCAAAGGGAGAGUGACAGAUCAUACUAUCAACUAUGCCAUCUUGUGAGGCAAGAUGAACAGCCUAGAGAAGGCUUCUACUUGCUUGCAAAUCUUAUUGAGGACCCAGUUGGUGGUUCUAUUGGGUAUCAGGAUUGGAUUCUGCAAGUACACCGACAAGUCCAGCAAAAUGCAUAAUUAAGGUGUUCCAAAAAAGAGUGAAGGCUGAAUUUUUACUGCAUCUCUAAAGGAAAUUGAAACAGAAUAACUGAAAGACUACCAGUGAAGAGAAUGCCAUCACCUAGGGAUUUCUCCACUCUGAACCUAAAAUGACAAGUUUUAGUCUUCUUGUUGAUUGAACACUUACUAUUUUAGCAGGGUUCCUGUCUGUUCAAUGGUCUACCGAGUGCCGAUUCCAGAAGAAGUUGGGACUUGUUGCCACCCGUAACUAUGGAUGGUUCAUCCCAAAUCGCAAAAGCUUCCAUGGAAGAAAUCUGCCAUUAGUGUUAAUUCACACAUUGAUUGUUGCGCUUACCUGAUUUUCCAUGUACACUAGUUGAAGAACUAAUAUUUUCUCCUCGUGUUGGGAUCAUUUCAUACAUCUGGACCAGCCAUGCAUUAAGAUGUGGGAGGGAUGGGAAGAUUGUGCUCAUCCGUGUGUGCUAGCGCUGCCCCAUUUGCUUGGGGUGAACAACAUGAAAGAAAUGCUAAUUGACUAGUAUUUAAUUUCACGUGUUGUUCUGGUUAGAGUGACUAUCUUUUGGAUCUUGUUAUGGGGAUUAGGGUAUGCUUUUGAAUGGGACUCAUUUGCACUUUUUGUAGAGAUCUUGUACAUGCAUUUGCUUUGCAAUAUCUGAAUUUUUGCUGCCCGUAAUAAAUUUUUGUUGAGUUGAAA